ACGCCGCCCGCUCAGCUGUCCCCCUCCUUCUCUCAUCAUCUAUCAACAUCUCCAGCUUCUUCCUUUCGACCAUUCCAAUACCAUCCCAAUUCUUAGCUACGAUCUCUUGUCGCUUGAUCGCAUCGACUUCUCUUCCACGUAUUCCAUCCAUCCAGAACCCCCUAAUUCUUUUCCAAAUGGCUCCCAAGAAAGCUACGGCCGCCGCGCCCAAGAAGUCGAGCGCUGCCGCUUCGUCGCAUGCCUCCUACCAAGAUAUGAUUAAGGAUGCGAUCCUGAAUCUUAAGGAACGGAAUGGUAGCAGUCGCCAGGCCAUCAAGAAGUAUAUCCAGGCCAACAAUGACCUCGGUGGAACCACCGACGCGGCUUUCAACAGCCACAUCAACCGUGCUCUGACCGCUGGGAACGAGAAGGUUUUCACCCGACCGAAGGGCCCUUCCGGACCUGUGAAGCUUGCGAAGCCAACCACCAAGGCCCCAGCAAAGAAGGAGUCCGCCGCCGCCACGAAGACUGCCAAGAAGCCUGCUGCGAAGCCCGCCGCCGAGAAGAAGGCGGCUACCACGAAGGCCACCACCAAGAAGCCUGCUGCGAAGAAGGCCGCUGCUCCUAAGAAGACUACCACCAAGAAGGCUAAGGCUACCCCAGCAUCGGCCCCUGCGGUUGAGGAAAAGCCAGUCGUCCUCGGCAAAACUAAGUCCGGACGUGUCACCAAGUCUAAAGCCCCUGCUGCCACCGUAACGAAGAAGGCGAAGACGACAACCAAGAAAGCCCCAGCGAAGAAGGCCACUCCCAAGAAGAAAGAAGAGAAUGCAUAGGCGUUUCUUCUUCUCGAUGUUUCUCUCUCCAUAUUUCUGUCGGCGCCUAUGAUUCUGCCGAGAGCGC
Molecule: messenger RNA, 879 nt
Organism: Eremomyces bilateralis CBS 781.70
Lineage: Eukaryota; Fungi; Ascomycota; Dothideomycetes; Eremomycetales; Eremomycetaceae
Exons: 6
Coding region: 177-812 (211 amino acids)
Biological process (GO): nucleosome assembly
Cellular component (GO): nucleosome
Molecular function (GO): structural constituent of chromatin; DNA binding
Source: RefSeq, a predicted model, not a curated record